UCGCAGCCUCCGCGGGGACGUGCCGGGGCCGCUCCCGAGGCUCGGAGGGCAGGCCCGCCAGGAGGCAGCCCCGGCGAGCGGCCGUGCGCACCGUCUGGAGUGGCCGCGGGAGCGGGGGCGCCGCGUUCUCCCGCCGGAGCAGGAGCAGCCCUUGGGCCAGCGGUUGCCGCCACCGCGACUUGGGUUCCAGUUGAGGCUCCUCCCGGGCAACAUGUCAAAAGCCGCCACCGCUCCAGCUGCCGCCGCCACCUGGGGAAGAGCGGCGGCGGCGGCGGCGGCCCCGGGCGCGCGGGGACAGUAAGCCGGCCCGGCCGGGCGUCCUGCGGGCCAGGGAACCCCCUCCGCGCUCACCGCUCCGGCGGGCCCCGCGCCAUGUGCUGAGCCAUGUCCCCCGCCGCGCCCCCGGGCCGCGCAUGGGGCAGCGCCUGAGCGGCGGCCGGUCCUGCCUCGAUGUCCCCGGCCGGCUCCUGCCGCAGCCGCCGGCGUCCCCGCCACCGGUGAGGAGGAAGCUCGCGCUGCUCUUCGCCAUGCUCUGCAUCUGGCUCUACAUGUUCCUGUACUCGUGCGCCGGCUCGUGCGCCGCCGCGCCCGGGCUGCUGCUGCUGGGCUCCGGGUCCCGCGCCGCCCACGCCCCGCCGGCCCCGGCCCGGGGUCCCGACGCGACUCCCCCCAGGCUGCCGUUCCUGGCGGCGCCGGCGGCCCCGCUGGCUGCGGGCAGGGAGCCGGCCGAGGGCGCCGCGAGCCAGGAGGAGCAGAGCCCCGAGGCGCCGGACUCCCCCGGCCCCAUCUCCAGCUUCUUCAGCGGGUCCGGGAGCAAGCAGCUGCCGCAGGCCAUCAUCAUCGGCGUGAAGAAGGGCGGCACGCGGGCGCUGCUGGAGUUCCUGCGCGUGCACCCCGACGUGCGCGCCGUGGGCGCCGAGCCCCACUUCUUCGACCGCAGCUACGACAAGGGCCUCGCCUGGUACCGGGACCUGAUGCCGCGGACCCUGGACGGGCAGAUCACCAUGGAGAAGACGCCCAGCUACUUCGUGACGCGCGAGGCGCCCGCGCGCAUCUCGGCCAUGUCCAAGGACACCAAGCUGAUCGUGGUGGUGCGCGACCCAGUGACCCGGGCCAUCUCGGACUACACGCAGACGCUGUCCAAGCGGCCGGACAUCCCCACCUUCGAGAGCCUGACGUUCAAGAACCGCACGGCGGGCCUCAUCGACACGUCGUGGAGCGCCAUCCAGAUCGGCAUCUACGCCAAGCACCUGGAGCUCUGGCUGCGGCACUUCCCCAUCGGCCAGAUGCUCUUCGUGAGCGGCGAGCGGCUCAUCAGCGACCCGGCUGGCGAGCUGGGCCGCGUGCAGGACUUCCUGGGCCUCAAGAGGAUCAUCACCGACAAGCACUUCUACUUCAACAAGACCAAGGGCUUCCCCUGCCUCAAGAAGGCCGAGGGCAGCGGCAAGCCCCACUGCCUGGGCAAGACCAAGGGCAGACCCCACCCCGAGAUCGACCGCGAGGUGGUGCGCCGGCUGCGCGACUUCUACCGGCCGUUCAACUUGAAGUUCUACCAGAUGACCGGCCAGGACUUCGGCUGGGACUGAGCUCAUCCCCCGCCCCCACCCGGGGGCCCGUAUGACUUUACCCCUUGGCUUCUGUUACCGAGAGAGAUUAUAUGUAUGUAAAAUGUACAGAAAUCUAUUUUAUAAUAAUUUAUUUUUAAUUCAUAAGCGAUUAAUUCACUAAGCUGCCUAGCCACAUGCUCUUUAGAGAGUUUAGCUUCUGUAAUCCGUUCACAUUCCAAGGUGUUUCAUCUUUUCUUUCCCUCAACAGUUGAUGGUGCUUCCGUGUUUCCCCGUCCCCGUCCCCCAUUCUAUUUAAAAAGAAGAAAAGCACAACUUGA
Molecule: messenger RNA, 1885 nt
Organism: Hyaena hyaena (striped hyena)
Lineage: Eukaryota; Metazoa; Chordata; Mammalia; Carnivora; Hyaenidae
Gene: HS3ST3B1
Product: heparan sulfate-glucosamine 3-sulfotransferase 3B1
Exons: 2
Coding region: 414-1586 (390 amino acids)
Molecular function (GO): [heparan sulfate]-glucosamine 3-sulfotransferase activity
Source: RefSeq, a predicted model, not a curated record